Molecule: messenger RNA, 3471 nt
Organism: Lachancea fermentati
Lineage: Eukaryota; Fungi; Ascomycota; Saccharomycetes; Saccharomycetales; Saccharomycetaceae
Source: the annotation of a GenBank genome assembly
AUGUCGGCUCAUUCAAGGCAGAACUCGAUAGUGAACUCGACCCUCACCACGUUGAAAGGCGACAAGAUCGGUCCUUGGAAGCUUGGGGCCACGUUAGGUGCCGGGAGCACUGGCAAGGUUUUGAUGGCACAACACGAAAGCACGGGCCAGCAGGCUGCAGUGAAGAUAGUAUCGAAGUCCAUUUUCGGCGUCCAGAGCACAUCCUCAACCAUUGUGGGCUCUAAUGACCCAGACGUUCUACCUUACGGUAUUGAGCGUGAAAUAAUCAUCAUGAAACUUCUCAAUCAUCCAAACGUGCUGCGGCUAUAUGAUGUCUGGGAAACAAACUCCAACCUUUACAUGGUCUUAGAAUACGUCGAGAAGGGAGAACUGUUCAAUCUACUUGUCGAACGUGGACCACUUCCCGAGAAUGAGGCUGUGAGGUUCUUCAGACAAAUUAUCAUUGGUAUCUCGUACUGUCACGCGCUUGGUAUUGUCCACCGUGACUUGAAGCCUGAAAACCUUCUAUUAGAUCAUAAGUUUAACAUAAAGAUUGCCGACUUUGGGAUGGCCGCUCUAGAGAGCAAAGACAAAUUGCUUGAAACGUCUUGUGGUUCGCCUCAUUACGCGGCACCUGAAAUUGUGUCUGGUCUUCCUUAUCACGGCUUUGAGAGCGAUGUGUGGUCAUGUGGUGUCAUCCUUUAUGCCCUGCUAACCGGGAGACUACCAUUCGAUGAAGAAGAUGGGAACAUAAGAAACCUCUUACUAAAGGUUCAGAGCGGUGAGUAUGAAAUGCCAGGCGAUGAUGAGAUAUCACCUGAGGCACAAGAUUUAAUCGCAAGAAUACUCACUGUUGACCCUGAACGCAGAAUGAAAACUAGAGAAAUUUUGAGGCAUCCUCUACUUCAAAAAUACCCAAGCAUAAAGGACUCCAAGAGUAUUCGAAACCUCCCACGCGAAGACACAUAUUUGAAUCCGCUAGAUAAUGUUAAUGGUUCUAUUGAUGAAACUAUCAUUGCGAAUUUGGUUGUCUUGUGGCAUGGCAGGGACAAGAAUGAAAUCAUCAAGAAACUAAAAGAGUCUGGUCCAAAUUUAGAAAAGACUUUCUAUGCGUUGUUAUUCAGAUUUAAACAUGAUAGUCAACAGGAACAACUCAAGCAGCAGCGGAAACAACAAACUGCCCAAGCUUCUCCCAAAAGAUCUUCUAUGCGCAACUCGGUUUCCAGAAGGUCAAUACAAACCACGCCAACGCCAAAGAAAAAAAAUAAGCCAGUCGCAAUAAGUGCUUCUUCGUCUCAUAAGAGACCAGUUUCCUUCAACCGUUUUUCUUCCAGUAAUAAUGCAAUGAACGGUGGAACACCAAGCUCUUCCAGCAAGAGAAUCUCGUUAAACAUGUCGUCCAAUAAAAGACUUUCGGCACUCAUCAACACCAACAACUCACCCACACCAGUAAACAAGAGACUAUCCACAAAAGAAUUUGAUUUAACAGCCCAUCCAAUUCCUCUUGAAGUGCUUAAGGACUACAAUGCAUCAAACGUGAAAUCAGGCAAGCGUUCUUCCAGAAUGAGCAAACGAUUGUCUUUCUUGCGUGGCAAAAGAGGCUCGAUUACAACCAAGUUGAUCGCAACUUAUGCGAAGCUUUCGGAGGACGAUGAUUGGGAGUACAUUGAAAAGGAAACAAAAAGAACAAGUGCUGAUUUUGCGACUCUCUGCGACCAGAUCUUCGAGCAUGAGAAAUACGAGCAAAUUCGGAAAGAGAAAGAAGAGUUAGAAAGACGUGUGAGAGAAGCAAAAGAAAAAGAAGAAAGAGAAAAAAGACAGCGUGAAGAGGAGGAAAGGAUUCGUCAGGAAGAAUUACAACGUGAAAAAGAGUUAGAAGAAGAGCAUCGCAAAAAACAACAGGAGCUUGAAGCCCAGAUGGAAAUUGAGAUUGCCAAACUAAGAACUGAUUUCAAAGAUUCACAAGGUGCUAAAUCAUCGAACAAUAGAUCUGUGUCCGCACCUGCUGAGAACGUGCUCGAUGGUAACAAGAGAGCGUCUAUGAUUGAUGAUUAUGAUGAAGUCAACGACGUAAUUAAUAGGAGAACUUUCUCCCUCGACACUCGGCCUGUCUCUCGUCUUGAUCCGGGAAUUUUUCCGUUGGAAGAUGAAAGAGAAAUUGUCGACGAUGGGGCUGAUAAUUUAGCGACCGAAAAGACCAUUCUAGAGACUAUCAGGAGAUCUAAGUUCCUUGGCUCGUCUUUUGACCUUAAUCAAGAGUUAGAGAAGGCCAAAAGAUCCAAAGAGCAUAGGCCUCCGACAAACAAUUUGCCAAAGCAGUUAAGAAUGAACUCUAACGCAACAACGACUUCAACAACAAACGACGGAUAUGAGUCUCAGGCUCUUCCAAAGAACGCCAUAGCGGUAGGUACCUUGAGAGAAGAUUAUUCAAGCGAUCCUCGAAAGUUAUCUGAGGUCAAGGUACCCCAAUUCACUAGACGUUCUCGCCAAUUCACAGCAUCAAAUAAAAGAUUGUCAGUGCUUUCAAUGUACUCGACAAAGAAUUCAUUCACCAACUUGGCAGACCAUCUGAAAGGCAAUGCUGAUACGGACGUUCCAAACCGCAGUGCCUCGUCAACAGCGAAGGUCAGUCAAGAAGCAGAAUUUAUGUUUGAAGCAAUUGAUGAAGAUGGCAAAGAUACUGCUGAGACCUCUGCUGAUAGUAGACUUUACGAAGUCCCCGAAAGUUCUGAAUCUCGAAUGGGCUCAAAGUCGGUUAUAAAACUAAACUUUGCUGAUAGGUUUGACAACCACCAAUCUAAUUCGAAGAGAGCUGAAGAGGACUCAUCAGAGGUCAAGCUGCCAACUUUACCUCCCUUGGAUAGAGGUAAAAAUGGCAAAGUCAACGGACUGGGUCUGUAUCAGCCUCCCAGAGAUGUACGCGAAAAUGACGGUAAGGUUUCCUCUAUGAUUCCUGAUGAAGUGGAAGCACCAGCAGCAGCACCAGACACUAAAGGCCCAACUAAACAAAAGAAAAAAUCGGAGCCUCAGCCACCACUUAACGAGGCUAUGAAAAAGAAGCAAGAUCCAUCAAGGAAAGCAUUGGAAGAUAUAACACCAGCAGUAGAGAAAAAGAGAAACAAAUCUUUUUUCAGAAAAUUCUCCAAAUCUCGCGACGAAAAAAUCGCCGGAGAGUUUGAUCAAAGAUUUAACACCGUAAUUAAUUGUGAUCAGAUGUUUAAUGCGCUAAGCAAGUUAUUGACUGCUUGGAAAAACUAUGGAUUGAAGGAUGUCAGAUCAAGCCCUUCAAGAAAAUCUAUAACUGGUAAACUAAGCAGCGAGAACUUUUUAUCACUCAGAUCUACUCUUUUUGAAAUCGUUGUGUUACCUCGAGGAAGUGGUUCAUAUAUCGGAUUCGCAAAGAAAUCAGGUUCAACAAAAACUUUCAAUAGGUUGGUAAAGGAAAUCGAAAAAAUACUGGAAAGCAAGAAUGCACUAGUAUUCAAUAACUAA